Spodoptera frugiperda (fall armyworm) is the source of this 2989-nucleotide messenger RNA. Its product is annotated as dynein axonemal light chain 4. The coding region runs from base 430 to 747 and encodes 105 amino acids. NCBI's taxonomy places the organism in Eukaryota, Metazoa, Arthropoda, Insecta, Lepidoptera, Noctuidae. Gene Ontology annotation, molecular function: dynein light intermediate chain binding; dynein intermediate chain binding. The transcript has 2 exons. The record is from RefSeq and is a predicted model, not a curated record. Gene Ontology annotation, cellular component: dynein complex. Gene Ontology annotation, biological process: microtubule-based process.
AAGUAUGUAGAUACAAGUAUAACUUUAAGAAAAUUAUCAUGUGAAGACACACAUGUAAUUCUUCGUAGUAACUGCACACCACAAUGAUGUCAUUAGAACAAAAUAUAGGCUCAAAAAAUGCUAACCAUGUUAAACUAUAGUCAGCCGCUCCCACGCGCAGCCUUGGACAUGUUCGAUGCUCAUAAUUUACUACCAUUAGUAGCUUAGUGACCAGCGACACUAGCUGGCCACUCACAACAGCACCACAGUGCAGUGCUGAGAAAAAAUCAAUCAGAAUCUUCCCGCCUCCCGCCGGUUUCCAAGGCAACGGGUAAACAGCGGGGAGACGUUGCAUCGCUCGGUCCACAGAAAGACGUGUUGUGUUUCGAUAAUUUUGUUUUGCAUGUGAUUGUGUCUCAUUUUGAUGGAUAUUUGUGAAUUUUAUAUACAAUGGGUGACGAGACUGCGGCCCCUGGUGCGGCGCCUGAAAAAGUGAUACACACGUAUCCUCUGAUAAGGCAUUCAGACAUGUCGGAAGAGAUGCGAGUCGAAGCUGUUGAGUUAACAGUCACAGCUUGUGAAAAAUACUCUCAGAACAACGAGCUGGCCGCUCGCAUGGUCAAGGAAGCUAUGGACAAAAAAUUCGGCCCAUCUUUCCAUGUGGUUGUUGGCGAAAGUUACGGCUUUGAAGUCACCUACGAAUGCACCAACAUAUGCUACAUGUACUUUGGAGGAAACCAAGCCAUCUGCAUAUGGAAAUGCUCGUGAAAAUCUCAUUAGUUUUAAUUAGACUUACCAAAUGAUAUAAUACCGAAGAAGUACUUACUUUAGUUUCUUUACUUUACGGAUAUGAAAUAGUUUAUGUUUCAAAUUACAACCAAAUUAAGGAAUAUGGGAAUGGUUCCAAUCUAUUUAGAUUGUAAUAGAGUUUAUUAUCCCAUCAAAAACAUCCUGUAAAAAACCCAAGUCUCGCAGCUCAGUCUUUCUACCGUCAAAAGUUGUGAGAUCCAUGUAAUACCAAGUCGGUUAAUCUAUUUAGUGUCUACUUGAAGGACCUUCUGUCUCAAGUUAUUACAUAAGUUAUUAUCAUGCCAAUAUUAAAAAUAUUUAACGUUUUAAACAAAUAGAUCGACUUGGACAUCGCUUGAUUUGAUUAUUAGUAUGUAUCACACUACACAGCACGACGGGCCAGCGACCAACAGGAACGAGAGUUUCAAUCGCGUGAGGCGCGAGAGACUAAAGAAUCUAAUAUAAUAUUGUAAUAUUCAUUUUGUUUUCAUGCGAUGUCCAAGUCGAUCUAUUUGUUUAAAACGUUAAAUAUUUUUAAUAUUGGCAUGAUAAUAACUUAUGUAAUAACUUGAGACAGAAGGUCCUUCAAGUAGACACUAAAUAGAUUAACCGACUUGGUAUUACAUGGAUCUCACAACUUUUGACGGUAGAAAGACUGAGCUGCGAGACUUGGGUUUUUUACAGGAUGUUUUUGAUGGGAUCUCACUUCUUUUUGUAGAGCCUUUCUUUUUGAUACCAUCUACUUCUAACGAAUUUUGUUAAAAGUCUUAUGAUAUUUUCUUAUUUUUAUAUGUAGUCUUCCUCUUUUUCUUUUCCGGUACUACCCCACCCUAUACCCCCUCCCUUGCCUCAUAUGGUAGGUACCUAUCUACACCUAUUAAAUUUAUAACCACCACCAACCACCAACUGCAUAAAUAACUUUGUAAUCCCAUAUAUUUAUAUCGGAUUACAAAGUUAUUGAUGCAGUUGGUGUAUUUGGAAAACUGGACCGAAAUUACAAAAUAUUUAAGUUUUCCCAUGAUUAAGACACUAAACUCUAUAUGUAUUCCAAAUAUGAAGCUUCUAAGUCUGCUAGAAGUGCCUUGGACUUUUGAUGAUCGAUGAGUCAGUGAGUGACAAAAUUUAGAAACUUUAACAAGUUGUCAUUCUUAAACUACUGGUUCAAAUUGACUGAAAUUUUAAAUAUUCCGUGUUUAUACAAUGCCGGAUUAGUUACUGAAGAUUCAGGUUUCUUGCUUUAUCCACAACCGAAUUAUAGGGGGUCGAAAAAGGCCCGAAUUGCUUCGAGAAAAGGAUGGUACGGCCGUGCCGCUUUUUUUUUGCUCGACUUGGCGGGCACUGCCGUGCCCCCAGAUAAAUGUAGAGACUAGAGAUGUAAUGCCAAUGUGUCUUUGAACUUACUCAAUUAGUCUGUAAAAUUCUUAUUAUAACUGGUUAUUAGGUAGAUAUCUACAUGUAGGUAUAUGUAUACAUUAUACAUAUAAGGCCUCCUCUACACAAAUACCUAUACAAGUAUUUAUUCAUCUUUGAAAUUAUGUACAAACCUAGUUUAGUUUUGAAACCGAAGUCUGUUUGCAUUUCAUGUUUUGUAUAACUGGUUUUUACAUAAAUUAUAUGCUAGUAUUUCUUCCUAGCAUUUCUUCUCCAUAGAAUGACCAUAAUUGUCAGAACGUUAAAAAUAAGUACUGUUUCAGAAAGUUAAACUGGUAUUUAAAUUUAAUAAAACAAUGGAGUUGACGUCGCCAUGUCGCGUUUCAUAUGUAAAACCGUUCUCCACACGCUAGCUAAGUUUUUAUUUUAUAAACAUUUCAAAGAAAUAAUUUACAUAAACGCGGAAAACGUUCCGUAAUCGGGUUAAAGGGCUUUCUUCGCGUGUGCUUGCACAAAUAACUAUGGUAAUUAGGUAGGUAACACUUUCUGAAAACAAACAAUAAGUGAGGGUACUUGGGGAUAAUAUAUUCUUAGAGGAAAAUCCCUCUCAACCUAGUACAUAAGCGCGAUGACGUCAGGUGGAAGGGAUAGCAUCACGUGAACGUAGCAGUACCGUGCGGCGCUUCACUUUUGCAUCGGCGCUCGGGCGAGGCGGUUGUAUGGUUGUGCUCUCAAGUGCUAUUAUUUGUAAUAUUGGUUUGUGUUGUUACUUUUAGUUCCUAUUUAGUUUAUUUUGUGAUUUGCUCAUGUUAACAUUAUUUGAAUAAAUAAAGAGAGGUUAGGAUUGUCA